AUGCUUUCUUCUCGGGCUCUAAAGAAUGUCACUGAGCUAGGACGUCCAUGGCGAUUCGCCCCAACGCCGACUUACGAUGCGGAUACGAAUCCUACUGGAUUAAUCUCCUUUGGCUUGGCGGAGAACAGCCCAAUGAGAGGAGACAUCGUAAAGUAUAUCAAUGAAAGAGUUGUUUUCACCACGGACUCAAUCAGUUACCGCUCCAGCGCAACUAUAAAUGCGAAACUACCUACCGUCGCCGCUGCCCAUCUAAACAGAGUCCUAGGAACUCACACACCUAUCAACCCCGAUCAUAUCUUUGUUGCAGAUUGCCCUACUUCUUUGGGUAGCAUGCUUGGUUACAAUCUGGCCGAGCGCGGGGACGCUAUUCUUGUCAAUAGACCAGUAUAUGGUCGAUUCGAACUGGACUACGGAGUUGAAGCAGGUGUUGAGGUUGUCUAUGCUAAUACAACAAUCGACGAGGCCUUCGCUCCAACGGUGGUUGAGAAAUAUGAGCAAGCGUUGCAGGAGGCUAAUGAGCGAGGGGUGAAUAUCCGCGCGGUGCUUCUUGUUAAUCCACACAACCCUGUUGGACGAUGCUAUCCGACUGAUACGUUCAAGGCAAUCGCACUAUUUUGUGAUAAACACAGCAUCCAUCUCAUCAGCGACGAAGUCUACGCUUCGUGUGUAUUUGACUCUGGUGAUCCUGAUGCCGUACCAUUCACUUCGAUUCUUGCAUUAGACCUCAAAAACAUAAUUGACCCCAAUCUUGUCCAUGUUUUAUAUGGAUUCAGCAAGGAUUUUGCAUCUGGCGGUUUACAUCUUGGGUUCCUGAUCACACAAAACGAGCAACUUCGUCAAGCAUGUAAAAUGGUCUUGCGACUCCACAGUCCUUCCCAGGCUGCUAUUACCAUUGGGACUACCAUCCUCGAAGACCAAAACUUUGUCUCAAGCUUUACAGCUAAAUCACGGGAAAGUCUAGCAGCAGGCUAUCGACUGGCUACCUCCACCCUAGAGAAAGAAGGCAUCGAUUAUGCGAAGGGAGGAAAUGCGGGCUUUUUUGUAUACAUUAAUCUCUCUCCUUUCCUCUCAAAUGAUGGUUCCCCCACUCAGGAACAAGAAUGUGCUUUGGCGCAAAGGUUCGUCGAUGCCGGUGUUUUCCUUCAUCCUGGAGAGGAACAUGGGAAGACUCCUGGAUGGUUUCGUUUGGUAUUCUCGCAUGAUGAGGGCACUUUAAGAGAAGGCCUUAGAAGUUCGCGGAAUGGAAUGUUGAGUGCUCUGCAGACACGGACCAAUCAGUGA
Molecule: messenger RNA, 1281 nt
Organism: Penicillium pulvis
Lineage: Eukaryota; Fungi; Ascomycota; Eurotiomycetes; Eurotiales; Aspergillaceae
Exons: 6
Coding region: 1-1281 (426 amino acids)
Biological process (GO): amino acid metabolic process; biosynthetic process
Molecular function (GO): transaminase activity; pyridoxal phosphate binding
Source: RefSeq, a predicted model, not a curated record